Aspergillus tubingensis is the source of this 1920-nucleotide messenger RNA. RefSeq names its product DUF3176 domain-containing protein. The record is from RefSeq and is a predicted model, not a curated record. The transcript has 3 exons. Bases 1 to 1920 code for a protein of 639 amino acids. NCBI's taxonomy places the organism in Eukaryota, Fungi, Ascomycota, Eurotiomycetes, Eurotiales, Aspergillaceae.
AUGGAAAACAAUAAUCACGAACGCGAGAGCCAACUGUCGCUUCUCACACCUAAAGGCUCAGAUGGCCGGUCAGCUGAGAAGAUCGCAACAAAGACAAAGAAGAAGGGACCGUCACUGAAACAGGAUAUACAAGCCUGGUCAUGGGAAACAGGCGGCGUGUUUCUUGCUGGAGCUACCAUAGGCGCCAUCAUCGCGAUCCUGGCCAGCUAUGAUGGACGUCGCCAGCCGGACUGGAAGAAUAUCUCCCUGAACUCAGCAAUUUCCUGGCUCAGCACUCUUGCUAAAGCAUGCGUCCUCUAUGCAGUCAGCGAAAGCAUAGGCCAGUUAAAAUGGGUUUGGUUUGCUCAGCAGAGCCGACCAUUAUCUGAUCUGGGGCAUUUUGAUUCCGCCAGUCGAGGAGUCAAGGGAAGUGCGCUGCUGUUGUGGGUGUUGAAGGGUCGUCACUUCGCCGUCCUGGGGAGCAUGGCGGUCCUCAUGGCAUUGGCCUUCGAGCCAUUCGUCCAGAAUUCGAUACACUACGUCUCUCGCCCCGUUGACGACCGCUCUCAAGUCUCCCUACUCGGAAAGACGGUGAAGUACAACACGGUUGGGCCGCUUAUGGGAGGGAGUCUCUUCUACAUCGAUCCUGUCCUCAAAGCUAACAUCUACAGUUCCCUUACAAACCAAGUUUCGAAGCGCUCAUGGGCAGUCCCCCAAUACACCUGUCCCACCGGGAACUGUACCUGGGAUGCGAUGGCCAGCUUGGGCUUUGAAGCGCAAUGUGCCAACAUCACCUCCUACCUUCAUCGGAACUGCACAUCCUUGGGAGAACCCAGUGACAUGAGCAAUGCUACCAUGCUCUAUAAUUGUAGCAUCUCUCUUCCCAGCGAUCUGGGGCUAUGGUACAUCGCCAACGGAGGCAACGCAAUCCUGUCUGUAAUGGAACCCGUGUCUUCCAAAGAAGCCCUCCGAUACAAGGAAACGCCCUUUGAAGUAGUGCAAUACAUCCUCGCCGCGGGAACCAACGCCAACGGCACCGGUGGCGGCGGCCUCUCCUCCACUCUGACCGAGACCAGCCUCUUCACAGCGACCGAGUGCACUCUCGUGCCCAUCGUAGAACUGUUUAACGCCUCGGUCUCACUGAGCAUCUACCAAGAAAGCCAGAUCGCCAAAUGGACCGCCAAUGGAACCGGUCAGGCCGGUAUCACCAUCACGCCUCUGCUUUCCUCCGACACAGGCCAGUACUUCCCGGAAUUGAAUCAGACGUUUGGAUUAGGGGAGCAGGUCUGGGCUGCCAUUUCAUAUUAUAUCAAUAACGUCUUCGCCGGGCAGGUAAGAGCCGGGUCAGACAAUUUCGAGUUUGUCCCCGCGGCGAUCACUUAUGCGGCCGCUGAUACCCUCGAGGCAAUUUUCUACGGCAGCUUCACGGAGGCCGGCUGCACGGCUGACGACCCGCUCACUUGCGCUAUGGGCAAAGUGGCGGCUGCGAUGACAAAGACCAUACGUGAUGACGCGUUCAGCACUGCGGUUGGCUAUGACCAAGAGGCAGAUGUUCACUCCCAGCCGGCUGUCGGGCACACCCACGUCACAGUCUCAUUUGUUGAAAUUCGAUGGGUCUGGCUAGCGUUGCCGGUGGUUGUGUGGCUCCUCGGGGCAGUGACCUGUGUGGGGGCAGCCUGGAAGAGUUACAGAGCAGGAACGCGGCCUUGGAUGACCAGCCCACUACCACUGGUGCUGAUGGCGAACCGUUGGCAAGAUCAGAAUGGCCAUGUGGACGAAAAUGGGGUGGAGAUGGCGAGUUUGGAGAACUCCUCGCCCGAUCAGGAUCCUGAAGUACAUGCCUGCAUGGAGCAAGAGAGUUCCCUGGAGGAUUAUGAGCAAAGAGCCAGGCAAAUCUCCGCCAAGCUCGAUAUUGAUAAUGGGCGGUUUUCAUUAAUGUAG